Molecule: messenger RNA, 222 nt
Organism: Dicrocoelium dendriticum
Lineage: Eukaryota; Metazoa; Platyhelminthes; Trematoda; Plagiorchiida; Dicrocoeliidae
Source: the annotation of a GenBank genome assembly
AUGAAUCGCAGACCACCAGACCAGGUUUGCGUAUUGGCGACGGAAAGCUGGGGACUACUCCGGAGCGCGCUCAUCUCAGUGGCAUUUGUCGCACUCGUGUUUGUGGGACUCAUCGCUGCGAAUAGGUGUGAGCAGCAGAUGGUUCAUCGUUGCAUGGGCACUGCUGCUAUGCCUGGUGGAGCCGUGGACAUUGGUGAGCGGUUCGGGCCCACUUGUCGUUAA